AUGACCAGCACUACGACGAUCCCAACUAUCGCCCCAGUCGGGGGGUCGGAGCUGCUUGUCGCCCUGACCGAGGUGGCAAAUGUGGUUGGUGUCGGCGAGGAGAAGAACGAGGGAACGGGAGAUGAUGCUGGCGAGAUCAGCUGUGGUGGCUCUGGCGCAUUUGAUGGAUUUAUAUUGGGUUGA
Molecule: messenger RNA, 183 nt
Organism: Pyricularia pennisetigena
Lineage: Eukaryota; Fungi; Ascomycota; Sordariomycetes; Magnaporthales; Pyriculariaceae
Exons: 2
Coding region: 1-183 (60 amino acids)
Source: RefSeq, a predicted model, not a curated record